Molecule: messenger RNA, 1412 nt
Organism: Centropristis striata (black sea bass)
Lineage: Eukaryota; Metazoa; Chordata; Actinopteri; Perciformes; Serranidae
Product: dynein light chain roadblock-type 2-like
Exons: 4
Coding region: 180-485 (101 amino acids)
Biological process (GO): microtubule-based movement
Cellular component (GO): cytoplasm; centrosome; cytoplasmic dynein complex
Molecular function (GO): dynein intermediate chain binding
Source: RefSeq, a predicted model, not a curated record
ACCGCUAACUCCGGCAUUUUUGCAAUAAAGAUAAACAGCUCACGGCGCACCGCAACACAAUGACGGAUACGCUACACUUCCGCUUGCGUGGUGACGUCGUUUCCGUUUCUCUUGGCAACAGAGAGACGCGGAGAAAAGAAAGGAGUGUUGUCUCAUAAAAGUCUUAGUUCAAAGACAAAAUGGCAGGAACUGAGCACGGUGAAGUUGAGGAAACCCUGAAGAGGAUUGAAGCCCAUAAAGGUGUGAUUGGAACAAUAGUUGUCAAUGCAAAAGGAAUUCCCAUUAGAACAACUUUAGAUAACUCCACAACAGUUCAGUAUGCAGGACUUCUUCGCCAUCUAACAAUGAUGGCCAGGAGCACAGUGAGGGACAUUGACCCUCAGAAUGACCUCAUCUGCCUCCGCAUCCGCUCCAAGAAACAUGAGAUCAUGGUUGCACCAGAGAGUGACUUUCUGCUAAUAGUCAUCCAGAACCCAUGUGAAUAGCUUCUGGACAUUUCCAUGAGAGUCAGCCUUUGGUUUGUCACAUGGUGGUGCUUUAUCCAGGCAAAAGAUAAUUUCCCACAGUGUUAUGUUGCUCCAUGUACUGCAUAAUGUACUUGUCUUCAUUUUUUCAUUUUACCUUGUGUGUUUCUUUCAUUUUAUGUCUCUGUGUUGCCACUGGGUAAGCUGCCAGUGAUUGUAAAAUACUUAUAGAUCAUCCCUGUUCAUUUUCAUUGGGGUGGCAAACUCAAUGAAAAACACAAAUAAAUAGGAUAAACAUGAAAAUGCUUGCAUACAGGUGUACUUCAUCAAACAAUUAAGAAAUUAACUAUGGUAUAUGAAGGUGUAUAAAAAUGCAGAGCUAGCUUUGAUUAGGACUUUAAAUCAAGAUUGUAAAAGGUAGAUAUAUAAUUUACUCUAAAAGAGACAGUAUUGGGCCAAAGAAGUUCAGUCACAAAGGAGGAUCAGUUAAUUAAAGCUGAGCAAUCCUCAUGACUGGAACUGAUCUGAACAGAAUUCAGUUUUAUCCAGUGGUGGACUUAUUUAGAUUAGUAACGUCACAGUGUAAAAGUGUGCAGACUCUUUAAAUUGCUAAGUAACAAUAGCUGUCCAAUUAAUGCAUUAAAGUAAAAGAUACAAUGUUUUUUAAAUGUACAAGAAGUAUAUGUAUGUAAAAUGUUUGACACAAAGACCAUCUUCAAGAUUGAGUGAAUGAAGAGUCCCCAUUCAUGUUUUAUCAUACCAUUUAAUACGCCUGUCUCCUAAAUACUCCCACAUAUGAUCCCUCCAUUAUUAGGUAAAGUUGUCAUUACCAUGCAUAUCAAUUAUCAACAGUUUAAAUACCAAAUUUUAAAAAUUCACCAAAAUCUGUGGAAACCCAAACAUGACCUCAAUACUGAACCAUGGGCACAAUAAACUCCUUUAACAGCC